UUUCAUAGGCUUAACUAUGUUUCUACAUCUUCUCCCAUACAGAUUUUCUUUUAUGAGGGCAAAAACUUUCAGGGAUGUUGUUUUGAGUGCAGCAUGGACUGCCCAGAGCUGUCGUCCCACUUCAGCCGCUGUAACUCCAUCCGAGUUGAAAGUGGGGCCUGGGUUUUGUAUGAACGUCCAAACUUCAUGGGCUGCCAGUACAUCCUAAGCAGGGGAGAGUAUCCUGAUUACCAGCAGUGGAUGGGCUUCAGUGACUCUAUAAGGUCUUGCCGCAUGGUGCAAAAUCAUACUGGCACUUUCCGUCUGUAUGAGCGGCCUGACUUCCAGGGUCAGAUUAUGGAGUGCAGUGAGGACUGGCCCUCUCUUUAUGACCGCUUCCUUCAUCAUCAGCAAUGGUUCUGUUACGUUCCGAAUGGGACCUGAGUUAGAGGU
Onychostoma macrolepis is the source of this 432-nucleotide messenger RNA. Its product is annotated as gamma-crystallin B-like. Lineage: Eukaryota; Metazoa; Chordata; Actinopteri; Cypriniformes; Cyprinidae. Gene Ontology annotation, molecular function: structural constituent of eye lens. The record is from RefSeq and is a predicted model, not a curated record. The annotation marks the transcript as partial. Gene Ontology annotation, biological process: visual perception; lens development in camera-type eye. The transcript is spliced from 3 exons.